Haliotis rubra (blacklip abalone) is the source of this 1481-nucleotide messenger RNA. Its product is annotated as putative OPA3-like protein CG13603. The transcript is spliced from 2 exons. Gene Ontology annotation, cellular component: mitochondrion. The coding region runs from base 74 to 502 and encodes 142 amino acids. Gene Ontology annotation, biological process: regulation of lipid metabolic process. The record is from RefSeq and is a predicted model, not a curated record. NCBI's taxonomy places the organism in Eukaryota, Metazoa, Mollusca, Gastropoda, Lepetellida, Haliotidae.
GAACUCAGUCUAAUGCCUGGGGAGGUAACUCUAAAUGACAAACAUACACUUUUAGGUCAUUUUCAGUCUCAGAAUGGUUGCUGGUGCCUUCCCUUUGGUAAAACUCGGAUCUCUUGUAAUCAAACAGGCCAGCAAGCCUGUCGCUAACGCCAUGAAGAGGAGAGCGAAAAGCAGUCCGUUUUUUAAGAAAUAUGUAUGCAUGCCACCAGCCCAGAUUUACCACUGGUUUGAGGUCAACUUCCGCCUCAACCUCAUGGGACUUGGUCGAGCCAAGCACGUGGACAAGCUAAGUGACGAGAUGGCAACAGAGCUCGGUGCCGAGAUGUUAGGAGAGUUCAUCAUCUUCUCCAUCGCUGUGGGUACGUUGAUGUAUGAAUACAACAGGUCUGCUACAAAGGAGGAGAUCAAGGAGGAGAGAGAGAGACAAAAAACUUCUGUCAUUAGAGAAAAAAAUACAAUAUUUAGGUCUGGAAACAGAAAUGCAAGGUACCAAGAUACGUGAACUCGAGCGGACUGUUAGUGACCUGAACACAAGAAACCUCAGUCUUACAGCCAGAAUAUUUGGAACAGGGAAGACAUAGCUGGAGCUGCUUGUUUUCAUAUAUAUUGUGUGAAGUACAGGAAAUGUGAGAAUUUGUCUGUAGUAAUAUAAUUCUAUUUGCCAGAUCGGCGAUGAGACCUGCUUGAAAAAGUUUGAAUGAGAAGAAAUUUCAAACCAGGCGUGUUUCGUAACAAACUUGUGCAAUCUGAAAACAAAAUUUGGUACCUUUUUACUAUUUCAGCAAAUUUUAUAUGACACUCUUUCUGAAGUUUAGAGCUAUCUAAGUGAAGUAUGUUAGGGAAAUAGCAUAUUUACAAUAUCUCAAUAAUAAUACAAUGUUUGAAGAUAAUGUGGUAGUAGUACAAAUAGUUUGUAGCAACUGCUUUUUCUUAAAUAAUCAAAUUUGUAUGAAUACACUGUUGUGUGUAUAUGUAAUGUUGUUGUGUUGUAGAAAUGAUUGAGAUGUUUUACAGCAAAUGAUUGAAAUGCUAGUGUGAUAUCAAGUACAGUCAUGUUUGGACUGUAAACAUGGCAGGGUUGUUGGAGAAGUUUCGGAAUAUGACAGUUCCUGUAAGUCUGUAAAUGAGGACUGUGUCUCCACCAUGGCAAGCCCCAUCUUAAGUCAGAAGCAGCAGGAUAUAGACAAUCAGUUGAUGAACAUGUUGCUGCUAACAAGCCCAUCUUGUUGUAUUUGUUUCAAAUUUGAAACUUUACAAAAGUUUUCAUAUGAAUAAUGUGGCUGGAAAUCUUGGAAAUAAAACAAAAGGACUAAUUUUCCAUAGCCUCUGGUAGUGACAGUUGUAACCUGGAGUCCACAUAGGCUGACGAAAGACUGUGCUUACAGUGAUGGGUGAUUGUAAUAAGUGAAUUUUAAAAUAUUGGUCACAAAAUUCAAAACCAGAUCAACACAGGACCAAUGAGAAUAAAAGAGUGGACCUUU